Molecule: messenger RNA, 2235 nt
Organism: Aspergillus pseudotamarii
Lineage: Eukaryota; Fungi; Ascomycota; Eurotiomycetes; Eurotiales; Aspergillaceae
Gene: nsdD
Product: GATA-type sexual development transcription factor NsdD
Exons: 4
Coding region: 624-2135 (503 amino acids)
Biological process (GO): regulation of DNA-templated transcription
Molecular function (GO): sequence-specific DNA binding; zinc ion binding
Source: RefSeq, a predicted model, not a curated record
CCCCCAACGCCACUUUUUUUUUCUCACACUCCUGGAGCUUCUCCCCAAUCAUCGAGUCGCCGCUCUCUGCUUAAACUAUUCCUCUCUGGGCCAACUCACGGAACCGCGGGCCUUUUCCUUCUUAGGUUCCUCUUACGUCCGCAUCUCGCCCGACUUGAACUCUUUCUCUUCAUUUUCCCUUUCCCCACAACCGCCACCCACCCCCCAGACAACUCUGGUUCAAGGGAAGAAAAGGUGGCCUGAUAAUCUCUAUUUUCUUAUUUUCUUUUCCUUUCUUUUCUUUAAUCGGAAUCACGAAGUAAAGAAAGAAGAAGAACCUUCGAAGUCGAUUUACUCGAGUGGUGACGCGCACUUGAAGGACGGCAAUCACUUAUCGGAAAACUGUUGGAAUUGUUAUUACUUUUCAUCCCUUCGCCUCUGAAGCUCACUGUUCUCGGCCGGUCGCUUUCGCCAUUCAAACCCGUCCACGCUUUCAUUAUAUCAUUCCAUUUUAUUUCAUUUCUAAAAAUUGACGAUUUGGUACCCACUCCCACGGUACACUAUUAGACUUAUAGCCGAGGCGACUGAUGGUGCAUUGAGGUCAAGGGCGAAAUCGCAAAAAUAUAAUUGGAAGUAUUGGCGUGAUGGGGUCAUUGGAAGCCGGUCAUAGGCAUAGGGACCAUCUACCAGCUCUUGGUUUUCUAGGAAAGGACGGAUCGGGAUAUCCCCCCAAACAUCCCGCUGUUGGAUCGGGUCCUGUCACAUCUCCAGGAGCCCUUCUUAGUCCAACAAGCAUGUAUUCUGGCCAGCCAUUACCAUGCUCCUACCCGACAUCGUCCGCCAGCGCACCGUCUGUGCAGCCUGGUUAUAUCUCGCCUACAGAUUCGCGGCGCGCGCUUGAGGAGGAGAAGGAGAAGCAACAGUCACAACCACAAAGGCAAUCCCUCCCGUCCAUCCACGAGGCUUUAGGAAAUGAUAACCCCCUUCCGUAUCCUGCGCCCACAUCGGCGGCUCCUCAGCAGCCUCAUCAUGCACCACAUUCGCAUCUCCUGUCUUCAAAUGUUGUAGGACGGCCGACUGGCGAAGCACCGUCGGGACCACUGAAUCCGUUUUCAAAUGUGAUAUCAUCAGGACCUUAUGCAGUGCGGGACUCAGCGUACCCUCCACCCCAACUCCAAGCAGAAGCAUCUCGUGCGAGUUUGGCCUCAGUCACCACACAGGAUUCGCGAAACCCCUCGAUUCAAUCCUUGAGUUCGGGCAAGUCACCCACACAGAGUCAAAAAACGGGGAUCACUUCAAUCGCUGGCUCGCAGACAGGAUCCGCCUAUGAAUAUAGUGCUCCUACUUCUGCGGGCAGUAUCGCCUCUCCCAACGGCUAUGGUACUUUCCCGCAGAACUUCUCCUUCCAGUCGCAGCCCCCGCCAAAUGCGCCAACAUAUCCGGUUGCGUAUGACACCCGACCCUACGGUACUGCAUGGAAGCCGGGUGUACCUGAAACUGCGCGUGUCGAGGAAAUGAAGGGCGGACUUGCGGGUCGUGCUAUUGCGGGUCAAAUCCCGGGUGAUUCUGUCAAACGGCAUUUGGACGUGUAUGAUGUGGAGACAUCGCUCAAUGAGAUUGCCGAGAUGAGCACGCGCACAUUGGACUUUUCACGGCAUUACGCCGCAAAAGCGCACCAGACCCAGCGGUCUGGGCCCGUUUUAGGGUCCCUGCCCUCUCUACAGGAAGUGGAGGAUAUGCUUAAUUUUCAACGCCGGAACCAGGAUGCCUUACUACGUAUACGAGCCGCGGUUGUGAGCCAAGAGCACGCAUUGGCGGAGCAAAUGGCCCAAAGAAAGGCUUUCAAGGCUGGUGGGGUUCGUGACGAUGACCACAUGGCAAUGUACCAAGACGAAUACAAGGGCAGUGGCGGCUUUGCCGGACCAGAUUCGAAGAAGCGACGAGGCAAAGCAGCCCCUCCUGGCCGUUGCCACAGUUGCAACCGGGCUGAGACACCCGAAUGGCGCCGCGGUCCAGACGGUGCUCGGACUCUAUGCAACGCAUGUGGAUUGCACUAUGCCAAGCUGACGCGCAAGAUGGGUGCCAAACAGGCAUCGUCCUUGGGUUCCAACCUUAAACCCAAAACGAUCGACUCCGCAUCUCCAACUGGCCGUUAACAAGUCAGGCGUCUCUGUAUGUGGCGUUGAAAAACAAAAAGAAAAGAAAAAAAAUGAAAAAUGAAAGAAAGAAAGAGAAAAAGCAAAAAAAAAAAAAAAA